UCAAACACACACUGAUGAACUUUGCUCCGUUCCGCUCCCUAUCUGCUGUAUCACCAGGCUCAGGACAAAGUCGGACAAAGACGCUUUUGGCCUCUCGCUGCUUGAAAACAGCCCACAAAAACAAGGCAGUGAGGACAGAGAAGGAAGAAGCUGAGAUCAUGGAUACGACGUCGUCCUUUUUAAAAUCUGUGACCAAGCGGGUCUGGUCCCCCCCCCAGCGGCCCUUCAGAGUGUGCGACGACACCAGGGAGACCAAGAAGGGAAUCACAGCCGGGACCCUGGAGGAGCUGAAGCAGAGGGACGGCACAGAGGUGGACUCCGACGACUUCCUCAUGACUUUACCCGACAACACCAUGCUGAUGGCCCUGGAACCCGGCCAGAUGUGGAAACCCCUGCCUGGGACGGUGGUCAUCAAAAACCACGACAAGCCCCGCACCGGGAAAGACAUAGCGCGGGUGACCUUUGACCUGUACAGAUUGAGCCCCAUGGAUGUGUUCGGCUCCCUGAGUGUGAAGGCCACGUUUCAGGGCCUGUAUUCUGUGAGUGCCGACUUCCAGUGUCUGGGGCCCAAGAAAAUCCUCAGAGAGACGCUCCGCCUGGCCUCCACCCUCCUGCAGGCCGCCGGGCACCUGCUGAUCAGCUCCGCCUCCGUCCUCCGCCGCAUUAUCGAGGGGGCCGAGCUGUGGCAGCCUCAGAGGGCGGAGUACACCACCAGCUGGCACUGAGGGACCGUUUUAGGAGUGGAUUAAACACCAGCCUCUCAUCACGCAUCAUCCUCCCGCCAUUAGGCUUCUCCUCUGGGAGCAACAGAACCUGAAAAAAUCAGUGAUUUAAGCUCUUUUGUGACAGAAACGUCAGCUUAUGUAAAGUCUUUCAAAAUUACGAUUAUGAAUGUUUUAAACUAAAUACAGAUGCACCUGUAUUUUGCUGAUAGAAAAAAGCCAAGUAUCACAUUUGUGUAGAUUUUCUGCUUUUGUGCCAUACAGAUUGAGAAUGUCAGAGAACUGUUCUAUAUUUUUGUUAAUUUGCGAUAAAUGUAGUUUGUUUGUUUUUUUUAGAGGAAACGGUCAAAUGAUUUGAUUGUUUCAACGGAUGUUGAACAAAAGUGCUUUAUUUGAACAUAAUAAAGAGGGAUAACACUGACUGAAA
This is a messenger RNA of Menidia menidia (Atlantic silverside), 1149 nucleotides long. The record is from the annotation of a GenBank genome assembly. Lineage: Eukaryota; Metazoa; Chordata; Actinopteri; Atheriniformes; Atherinopsidae.